AAAAAAGAAAACAUUAUUGGGAGUGACGACUGACGACGCUUUUCAGUUGCGGCGCUGCGCAGACAGACGCAGCCGCGCUAUCCUUUUUAAUCAUCAUCAUCUUCUUCUUCUAGCUCUAACCUCAAUUCGGCAGUAAUGGAGUUCGAGGUGAAAUUAGUCGGUGCCAUAGAGGACUGCUACGUCUCCCUCCCUCUCCCCCUAAUCCAAACCCUCCACUCCUCCUCCCCAUCUCUCCCUCCCGUCCUCGCCCUCGACCUCCGCUCCUCCUCAAACGACGACCGCUGGACCGUCGCUUGGUCCGGCGCCACCUCCUCUUCUCCCGCAAUCGAGGUAGCUCAGCAAUUCGGAGAGUGUAUUUCGAUGCCGAAUCGUUCUAGGGUUCAGGUGCGAGCUCUUUCGAAUGUGGCGAAAGCUACUUUGGUGACGAUCGAGCCGUGUACUGAGGAUGAUUGGGAGGUCAUGGAGCUUAACUCCGAGCUUGCUGAGGCUGCUAUAUUGAAUCAGGUGAGGAUUGUUCAUGAAGGAAUGAAGUUUCCUUUGUGGUUGCAUGGCCGCACCACCAUUACAUUUCUUGUUGUUUCAACCUUUCCCAAGAAAUCGGUGGUGCAACUGGUGCCAGGGACUGAAGUCGCAGUUGCUCCAAAGAGACGCACGAAUGUCAACUCGAAUGGGGAUGGAAUGCUCUCGUCUAAUAUUUCAAAAGCACUACUCCGUGUUCAAGAUGCAGACAGGAGAUUAGUUCACCAAAGUAAUGUGAAAGGUGUUGAGCUUGGAGUUGUUCUCACUUCUGUUGCUAUUAUUCACCCAGAAACAGCAAAAAUGUUCUCAUUACAGUCUCUUGAGUUAGUAGCUGUUGUGCCGAGAUUGGUACCAAAAGAAAGCAUGAAAAAUUCUGAAAGUGAUGGGUUGAGAAUAAGAAGUUCAACAACAAAGGAAUCUAGUGUUAGAGUUCCAAAUGACAAAAAGGACAAUCGUCAAGCAGUAGUUCGGCUGUUGAUUUCCGACUCAGUUGCUAAAGGGCAUCUAAUGAUUGCCCAGUCUCUUCGCCUCUACCUUAGGGCUGGUUUGCAUUCAUGGGUUUAUUUAAAGGGAUGUGGUGCUAUUUUGAAGAAUAACAUGCCAAUGUGUUCACUUUCACCCUGCCACUUCAAGAUAUCUCCUAAAGAGAAAGCUGUUGAAAGAAAUGGUUUACAAGUUCUUGACAGGCAUAUAACUCGUAAGAAGAAUGACAUGCUUCUAACACCUGGCUCAAGCACCUAUAUAGAUGUUGUUGAUUGGUCAACCCAUGACAAAGUUGUUGCUGAUUUUUCUUGCAAAGAGGAUGAAGAACCUGCCCAUCAGUCUGACAAGGGAAAUGGGGUAGAAAUUCUACUUAAAGCUUGGAUCCUUGCACAGUUAGAUGCUAUUACUUCCAAAGCAGGAGUAGAAGUUAAUUCAUUGAUUUUGGGAAAUGAAACUUUGCUUCAUUUUGAAGUGAAAGGGAACCAGUCUGGGAUUGAGGAAUCAUCAAAUGAUUUCCUGGCAAACAAUAAUAUGAAUCCUGAAGUUCCAGUUGAAGUCUUGUAUGUAUUGACAAUUUCCAAGGAAUCUCAAUGUGGCGGAAAUGUGUAUGAGCUUGUAUUUGAUGAAAGAAACAAAGGCAACAACAAUAAUCUUGACUCACUUGAAAAGCAUAUGGGUGAACCUGUGUCCUUUUAUUCAGUAAGAGAAAGAAUGUCUGACAAAGAUAUUACUUCUGAUAUAUCUUCCUUGAGCUGGAUGGGGACAACUGCUUCUGAAGUUUUAAAUAGAAUGUUGGUGUUACUAACUCCUGCUUAUGGGGUAUGGUUUAGUUCACAUAAUCUUCCUCUCCCUGGACAUGUUCUGAUACAUGGACCUCCGGGUUCUGGAAAGACAUUAUUAGCGAGAACUGUUGGAAAAUGUCUUGAGGAACAUGGAGGCCUUCUAGCACACAUAGUUUAUGUAUGCUGUUCUCAACUUGCCAUGGAAAAGGCCUUGACCGUUCGCCAAGCACUCUCUAGCUACAUAUCUGAGGCUUUAGAUCAUGCACCAUCUCUUGUAAUUCUUGACGAUCUUGAUAGCAUUGUUUCAUCCUCUUCAGACUCAGAAGGAUCUCAACCUUCAACUUCUGUUGUUGCACUAGCAGAAUUUCUCAUAGACAUUAUGGAUGAAUAUGGGGAAAAAAGGAAGAUCUCCUGUGGAAUUGGCCCGCUUGCUUUCAUAGCUUCCUCAAAGUCAUUAGAGAGUAUGCCACAGUCAUUGAGCUCUUCAGGUAGGUUUGACUUUCAUGUCCAAAUGCCUGCUCCUGCUGUCUCAGAACGUGCAGCCAUUUUGAAACAUGAAAUUCGGAGGCGUUGCUUGCAAUGUUCUGAUGAAAUCUUACAAGAUGUAGCUUCCAAAUGUGAUGGCUAUGAUGCAUAUGAUCUGGAAAUCUUGGUUGAUAGAACUGUCCAUGCCGCCAUAGGUCGUUUUCUGCCUUAUCAGUUUGCUUCUGAUGAGCGUGAAAAACCCACUUUACUUGUGGAUGAUUUCUCUCGGGCAAUGCAUGAGUUCCUUCCGGUUGCCAUGCGUGACAUCACUAAGUCUGCUUCUGAAGGGGGUCGUUCUGGGUGGGAUGACGUUGGUGGUCUUGUUGACAUUUGCAAUGCAAUUAAAGAGAUGAUUGAAUUGCCUUCAAAAUUCCCAAAUAUCUUUGCAAAAACUCCUUUAAGGUUGCGGUCAAAUGUAUUAUUGUAUGGGCCACCUGGCUGUGGAAAAACGCAUAUAGUUGGUUCUGCUGCUGCUGCCUGUUCACUACGAUUUAUAUCAGUCAAAGGACCUGAGCUGUUGAAUAAAUACAUUGGUGCUUCUGAGCAAGCUGUUCGGGAUAUAUUCUCCAAAGCAGCUGCUGCAGCACCAUGCCUUCUCUUUUUUGACGAAUUUGAUUCUAUUGCCCCAAAAAGGGGACAUGACAAUACUGGAGUAACUGAUCGUGUUGUCAAUCAGUUUCUGACUGAAUUGGAUGGUGUUGAAGUUUUGACUGGUGUUUUUGUGUUUGCUGCAACAAGCAGUAGACCAGAUUUGCUUGAUGCUGCACUUCUGAGACCUGGUAGGCUGGAUCGCCUUCUGUUUUGUGAUUUUCCAUCUUCGCGUGAAAGGUUGGAUAUUCUAAGAGUCCUUUCGAAAAAGCUACCACUGGAUGGUGAUGUGGAUUUAUCUGCCAUAGCUGAUAUGACUGAGGGAUAUAGUGGGGCUGACCUUCAAGCACUUCUCUCAGAUGCUCAGCUUGCAGCAGUGCAUGAAAUUCUGGAUGGUACAUAUACCAAUGAUCCAGGGAGAAAGCCAGUUAUUUCGGAUGCACUCUUGAAGUCUACUGCUUCCAGGACGAGACCAUCUGUUUCUGAGGCUGAGAAGCAAAAAUUUUACAACAUUUACAGCCAGUUCUUGGAUUCAAAAAGAUCUGUUGCCGCACAGUCAAGAGAUGCAAAAGGCAAGAGAGCAACCCUAGCAUGAGAUUUGACUGAGCCUGAUGAUCUAAUAUUCUUGUGGAGUUGUGGUAGAGCAAGAUUCAGCAUUCUAUACUUUAUAUGGUUGGAGGUAGCUUUAGUUCUUCGUCGAGUGGCUGAUGUUGCCUCGUCAUCUUCACAAAAGAAGCAAAGAGGUGCAAGUCUACGUCGUGCACCAUGCCACAUGUACAUAGAAGGCACUAGUUAUACACCCCCAGGUCUUGAUUUUGGUUUCAAUGAGUGUUAUGUGAUAAUGUAGCAAAAAGGAGGGGUAGGAAUUGGUUUAAUUAAACACCCAGAAAAAGUUUAGAUUGAUGAAAAAACCCAACAAUGUGUUUAUCUUGAAUAAAAGAUAAAGCUAGUGUAGUUGUUUUUGUGGGGUCACAGAGAGCUUAGAUGACCGCAGUGAUUCAUCUGUGUAUUAGGAAUACAAUGAUGUAUACAAAUUUGAACUUGCAUACAUAGAGAUGUAAGAUGGCAUGUAUUGUGUGUUCUACACUACUCCCAAUUUAUGGAAAAUUAGUUGAUUUAUUUAUGAAAUGAAACACUCAGAUGUU
Molecule: messenger RNA, 4042 nt
Organism: Rosa rugosa (rugosa rose)
Lineage: Eukaryota; Viridiplantae; Streptophyta; Magnoliopsida; Rosales; Rosaceae
Product: peroxisomal ATPase PEX1
Exons: 17
Coding region: 136-3492 (1118 amino acids)
Biological process (GO): protein import into peroxisome matrix
Cellular component (GO): peroxisomal membrane; peroxisome; cytosol
Molecular function (GO): ATP binding; ATP hydrolysis activity
Source: RefSeq, a predicted model, not a curated record